Messenger RNA from Raphanus sativus (radish), 1722 nucleotides. RefSeq names its product 5'-adenylylsulfate reductase 1, chloroplastic. Bases 71 to 1453 code for a protein of 460 amino acids. Lineage: Eukaryota; Viridiplantae; Streptophyta; Magnoliopsida; Brassicales; Brassicaceae. The transcript is spliced from 3 exons. Gene Ontology annotation, molecular function: phosphoadenylyl-sulfate reductase (thioredoxin) activity. The record is from RefSeq and is a predicted model, not a curated record.
CUUUCUGUCAAAGCAUCUGGAAAAAGAAGAACAAAUCAAAUCUAUCCAAAUCUGUGUGUUUCAAUUCGAAAUGGCGGCAACAGUUUCUUCUGGGAUCACAAGCUCUGCUUUCUCUCGUUCUGUGAUCUCUUCAGCGCCCAAAGUAUCCCAAAUCGGUUCGUUGAAGUCAUCAGACCGUGUUAUUGUCACUCCAAUGUCUCUGAAUCUAUCUGGGAAGCGAUCAUCCAUAAAACCCUUAAACGCUGAGCCAAAGAGGAACGACUCUAUGGUCCAUCUUGCAACAACAAUGGUAAUAGAAGAAGUAAUAGAAGAAGUAGUAGAGACAGAGGAUUUUGUAGAGCUUGCAAAGAAGCUAGAGAAUGCUUCUCCUCUUGAGAUUAUGGAUAAAGCCCUCCAGACGUUCGGCAACGAUAUCGCCAUCGCAUUUAGUGGUGCAGAAGAUGUUGCUCUGAUUGAGUACGCUCAUUUAACCGGGAGACCAUACAGAGUGUUUAGUUUGGAUACAGGGAGGUUAAACCCUGAGACCUAUCGGUUUUUCGAUGCGGUGGAGAAACACUAUGGGAUAAGGAUUGAGUAUAUGUUUCCGGACUCUGCUGAGGUUCAAGGUUUGGUUAGGAGCAAGGGUUUGUUCUCGUUCUACGAAGAUGGUCAUCAGGAGUGUUGCCGUGUAAGAAAGGUGAGACCUUUGAGGCGAGCGCUCAAGGGUUUAAGAGCUUGGAUCACUGGUCAGAGGAAAGAUCAGUCUCCUGGGACGAGGUCUGAGAUUCCUGUUGUUCAGGUUGAUCCGGUUUUCGAAGGAUUGGAUGGUGGAGCUGGUAGUUUGGUGAAGUGGAACCCGGUGGCUAAUGUUGAAGGGGGCGAUGUGUGGAGUUUCUUGAGGACUAUGGAUGUUCCGGUUAACACACUGCAUGCGGCGGGGUAUGUUUCCAUCGGCUGUGAGCCGUGCACGAGAGCGGUUUUGCCCGGUCAGCACGAGAGAGAAGGGAGAUGGUGGUGGGAAGAUGCUAAGGCUAAGGAGUGUGGACUUCACAAAGGGAACAUCAAGGAGGAUGCUAAGGGUAAUGAUGUAAAUGGAGAGUUAAAGACCGUUGUUGAGGAUAUCUUUAAGAGUGAGAAUCUUGUGGCUUUGAGCAGGCAAGGGAUUGAGAAUUUGAUGAAGUUGGAGAACCGUGUAGAGCCGUGGAUCGUUGUGCUUUAUGCUUCUUGGUGUCCCUUUUGUCAAGCUAUGGAAGCAUCGUAUGAUGAGUUGGCUGAUAAACUGGCAGGAAGUGGGAUUAAGGUUGCCAAGUUCAGAGCCGAUGGUGACCAGAAGGAGUUUGCUAAGCAAGAGUUGCAGCUCGGCAGCUUCCCGACGAUACUAGUCUUCCCCAAGAACUCUUCAAGACCUAUCAAGUAUCCUUCUGAGAAGAGCGACGUUGAUUCUUUGACUUCGUUCUUGAAUCUUGUCCGGUAAAGAAACCUCAAAACCAGUCGACACUUCUAUGAGAAUGGAGAUAUCAAACAAGAACCAUUUCAUCUCGUUCCAGAUUGCUAGAACAGAUGAAAGCUUUGUGUCCAGAGAGUGAUGAUUAUGAUUUACAGCUUCAGGUCAACAUAGUUAGAGCGAUAAGCUCUUCGAGAAAGCUUGAGUUUCUGAAGUUUUGUAGUGUUUAAAAGCAGUGAAAGUGGUGUUUUUCAUGUAAAUUUUGUGGUUCUUAGUGAAAUAAAACUCAACGAUUCUUC